This is a messenger RNA of Hirundo rustica (Barn swallow), 765 nucleotides long. Its product is annotated as serine/threonine-protein kinase pim-1-like. The record is from RefSeq and is a predicted model, not a curated record. The annotation marks the transcript as partial. The transcript is spliced from 4 exons. Gene Ontology annotation, molecular function: ATP binding; protein serine/threonine kinase activity. NCBI's taxonomy places the organism in Eukaryota, Metazoa, Chordata, Aves, Passeriformes, Hirundinidae. Gene Ontology annotation, cellular component: cytoplasm. Gene Ontology annotation, biological process: negative regulation of apoptotic process; regulation of mitotic cell cycle; protein autophosphorylation.
GGCUCGAUCUCAGCCCCCCUCUCUGCAUGGCUUGCAGGUGGCCAUCAAACGCGUGGCCCGGGAGAGCGUCCUGCAGUGGGUGGAGCUGCCCGACGGCACCCGUGUUCCCAUGGAGAUCGUGCUCAUGGAGAAGGUGCGCUCCGGCUGCUACAACAUCAUCCAGCUCCUCGACUGGUUCGAGCAGCCUGACGGCUUUGCGCUGGUGAUGGAGCGUCCGGAGCAGUGGCAGGAUCUCCUGGAAUUCCUGCUGGAGCGGGACGUCCUGUGCGAGGAGAUGGCGCGCUGGAUUUUCUGCCAGGUGCUGGAGGCCGUGCGGCACUGCACCGCCUGCGGCGUCCUGCACCGGGACAUCAAGCUGGAGAACCUCCUGGUGGAGCCGGAGAGUGGCGACGUGAAGCUCAUCGACUUUGGUUGCGGCACCUUCCUCCAGGAGCAGGCCUACACGCAAUUUGCCGGAACACGCCUGUACAGCCCACCCGAGUGGAUCUGCCUUGGCUACUACCACGGCCAUGCAGCCACCGUCUGGUCCCUGGGCGUGCUGCUGUACGUCAUGGUGUGCGGGAGCCUCCCCUUCCAGGAGGACCGUGACAUUGUGUGGCAGCAGCUCUUCUUCACGCGGCAGCUCUCUCCAGAGUGCCAUCAUCUCAUCUGCUGGUGCUUGUCCAAGCACCCUGCGCAAAGGCCACAGCUGGAGCAGAUCUUGCUGCACCCUUGGGUGUGCGGCAAGCGUUUUGGAUGCCUUGCCUGAGCCCCUGCAGCACCCAG